CAGUGGGUGCGGCCAGCUAAAACUGAUUGUGUGGUGUGUGGAAAGUUGUUCUCUACUCGGAACGCAGGGAAGUUUGGCUUAUAAGUGAAGCCGUUUCCUUUGGAAAGGUUUGUACAGCUGUGAGAAAGUUAGAAAGACGUCAGUCGGAGAAAGACAGAGAUGAGUGACGUGUGGACGUGGUUGGCCGAGCUCGGCUGUGAGCAAUACGCCGCCAUCAUCGAGGGCGGCGGCUACACCACAGUGGAGAGUCUCGGGUCACUUGACGACGCCAGGCUCCAGUCUCUCGGUGUAUUUGAUGGCAACCAUCGCCGCAGCAUUCUGCACAAGGUGGCGGCCGGCUCUGAGGCAGAUUUGGACAGUGUUCUAACAGACCUCACAUCAGUCAUUGCUGACCUGGAGGCCUUUACAGUGCCCAGCAAGGUUUCCACUUUUACCAACACUUCAACCCCUCAAGGACAAAGGCACUCAAUGCUACAGCGUCAAGAUCCACGGCCUCCUCCGCCAGAUGAGGACUUUGACCUCGACUCCCUCCUCUCGGACCUGACGUCGUUUAACCCCUCUGAAACCGUGGCUGCCAGGAAUCCUCCGCCCCCUCCCCCUCGCCGAGAUUUCCCACAGGCGUCUCCCUCCCACUCCUCACACUCCUCCCACUCCACCCCAGUCCACAACCACUCUACCCCGACUCCCCCGAGUACUCCAGGGCACGACCCGGUGGUAGUGAAGGUACCGCAGCCAGAGCUGGCCGGUGCCACAGACCAGAUAUCUCAGGAGGAGACCAGUCGCAGACUCCACAGCAAGGCCCAGGAGCUGCUCUCUGACCAGACACUCACUGAGGAAGAGAGAGAGGAGAGGAUGAAAGAGGAAAAGAUGAAGAUUGGAAUCGAGAAGAUGAAACUGGCUCACAAGAAGAAGGUUGCUAUCAAGGUCUUCAACGUGGACCGCAGUAACAAAACAGUGGUGGUGGAAGAAGGCAUGACGGCCUCCAUGGUGUGCCAUCUUUUGGUUGUCAAAAACCAUUUUGACGAGUCACCCAACUGGGUCCUACUGGAGCAGCUCGGCGACGUCAGCCUCGAAUACUUCCCCCAGCACCUGAAGACGUCCGUUGCUGCCAUUGCCAAGGUGACAACUCUGGAGAGGGCGGAAAAGGCGAGGAAGAUCUUGCUGCAGGAGUAUUUCUCCUCCACCUCUCGUGUCCCAGAGCUUGAGGGCUGGCUCAACCUCAAGGACGGCUACAAGAAGAGCUGGAAGAAGGUUUUCUUCAUUCUCAGGGCAUCUGGUCUCUACUACUCCACCAAGGGGAAGCAGAAGGGUGCCAAAUUCCUGCAGCUACUGGUCCAGUUUGAAGACUACGAACUCUACCAUGGGAUCAACUUCAAGAAGGUCGUGAAGGCCCCCACGGAAUUCUGCUUUUCUCUGAGACCCCUUCCUCGCCAGUUUGUGCCUGGGCCUAAGGACAUCAAGGUGUUGUGUUCUGAUGAUGAGGCCACAGCUCUCUCCUGGACUGCCGGCAUUCGCCUCGCCAAGUACGGGCUCCAGCUGCGGGACAACUUCCACAAGGCCAAACUGACACAGUUCAAGCUGGAGGAUCUCGGAGCUCCUGAAGGCAGCAAGCCAAAGGCUGACGACCGAGUCUCGAAGCUGGUUGGAUUUCGUCUGGAGAGGCACAUGGACAAGAUCAGGGAGCAGUACAAUACCCACCGCGAGGAGGAGGAGAUCAAGAAGCAGCUCUACCAUUCCCCUUACUUCAGCUCGCAGUCGGAGGGAGAGGAUGUGGAUGAUAACCACUCCACCAGCAACACCCCACCCUCCACCAAUACUCCGGAGCGUACCCCGGAGCCCCCGGCGCCACGGAGCCAGCCUCCCCCUGUGGCUCCUCGUCCUGGCACGUCUCCCAAGCCUACCCCGGCUCCCAGGCCUCCAAAGAGGAGCGACGUGCAGGUGACUCCGCAGAGCUCUGGCCUUCCUCAGCCUCCAGCUCCCUACAGACCCCCACAGCCACCUGCUCCUUACUCUCCUCCUCAGCCACCAGCUCCCUACAAUCCCUACCCAGCUCCCAACCAGCCUGCCCCUCCACCCAGAGGAAGUCCCAGUCACAGUGCCUAUGUUGGUCAGAGCUACCAUCAGACACCUCCGCCAACUCAGCCACGGCCCAACAGGUCCGCGUCACCUGACCAGUCUGAGAUGUUUGAGUUUCCAUGGUAUCAUGGAGCCAUUCCUCGCGAUGAAGCCAUCCGCCGCCUGGAAUCAAUGGGAGGCUUCGAUGGGUCCUUCCUUGUUAGGGACAGCACCACCGUCCCCAACUCAUUUGUCCUCACCAUGUUUUCAAAGGGAGUGAGCAAGAACUUCCAGAUCAUGCUGAUGGAAAAUCCAGGUGGUACUGCCAUGUACCGCAUUGAUGACGGCCCAACUUUCCCCCGAAUUGACCAGCUCCUGCGUCACUACGCCACUAACCCAGACCGUCUGCCUUGCCGGCUCACAGACUACUGUCCCCGGCCCCCCACUCGCAUGACUGAGUGCUGAAACUGUAGUUGACACACAUGCAUAUCACACAGGCGUACGCCAGUUGAUGUUACUGUUCAAUCUUCCCCAAUACAACAGUGAUUGUGUGUUUUACUGUUUGUGUGUUUGUGUGUGCUGCAGUUAGGUCGUAGGCUUGUGUACAGUAUCAUGAUGGAAUUGUAUUCUGUUCUCAGAAUUAUAACAGCUGACAACACUUGCACUGGCCGAAUUAUAAAUUAAGAAUUUUUUAGGCCCUCAUUAAUUUUUCGUAAGAGUAGGACUACGGCAGCUAUUAAAUAUUGCCCAUAUGCAUGUUGGGAGGGCCGAAAGAAAGUUGUGAUUUUU
Messenger RNA from Geodia barretti, 2844 nucleotides. Lineage: Eukaryota; Metazoa; Porifera; Demospongiae; Tetractinellida; Geodiidae. The record is from the annotation of a GenBank genome assembly.